Messenger RNA from Baudoinia panamericana UAMH 10762, 1630 nucleotides. RefSeq lists its product as uncharacterized. The coding region runs from base 272 to 1204 and encodes 310 amino acids. The record is from RefSeq and is a predicted model, not a curated record. Gene Ontology annotation, molecular function: shikimate 3-dehydrogenase (NADP+) activity. Gene Ontology annotation, biological process: shikimate metabolic process; chorismate biosynthetic process. The transcript is spliced from 4 exons. NCBI's taxonomy places the organism in Eukaryota, Fungi, Ascomycota, Dothideomycetes, Mycosphaerellales, Teratosphaeriaceae.
CGAGACGAGGCGUCAAGCCCAAUGGCUCUACACCGCGAUCUAAGUCCAAGCAUGAAACACAGCACGGCUCAUUGUGCCACGGAAGCCGUUACAAAGCUGGCCCUUGUCGGCAACAGCAGCACCAUGUACCGAUGUCAAGGAACACCAUCAGGUUUCGUCAAUGACUUACUCGAAAAUAUAAUAAGCCUAUAUUGAAUGAUAACGUUGGAUCACUCUGCGUCUAACACCAUAGACUUUUCGCCUUAGACGCUUCGGCUUUGCUGUUACAACGAUGGCUGCGAACGGUUUGAUCACAUGCCCGGAUCCAGCAGUUGACCACCUUGACCGUCACGGCUACCUAUUUGGUUGGCCGAUUGCGCACUCAAUGAGCCCACUCUUUCACCAGACGAUAUACGACAAUCUCGGUUUACGAUGGAGUCAGUUACCACUGCCUUCCACAGAUAUGGAUCACUUCCUUCAGCUUAUUCGGCAUCCGAAAUGCUAUGGCUCCGCAGUGACCAUGCCGCAUAAGGUUGCCAUCAUUCCGCACCUUGACGACCUAACACCGGAAGGUCGAGCUGUGGGAGCCUGCAAUACUAUUUUCCGGCGAGGUUCACGAUUCGUGGGCACCAACACGGACACCAUUGGCGUGCGCGAAAGCUUUUACCAGAACGUGGCAAGUCCGGACCAGGUCUUUCACGGCAGGCCAGGUAUGGUCAUUGGAGGCGGUGGCGCCGCGCGAUCGGCAGUCUACGCCCUGGUAAACUUCAUGAAGUGCCCCACAGUCUAUCUUGUCAACCGUGAUGCCACGGAAGUUGACGCAGUGAUAGGGUGGUGUAAAUCUCAAGGCUAUGGUGAUGGACUCCAGCAUGUGUCUACGGCGGCGCAGGCGGAGGCUCUUGCGGGUCCCGGCGCUAUUGUUGCAUGCGUGCCUAACUUCCCACCAGUAACGGAAGCUGAGAAGGAGGCGCGGAGAGUAACAGAAGCUUUUUUGAGCAAAUCGCACAAAGGUGCAAUACUUGAGAUGUGCUACCAUCCAACGCCAUGGACCGAGAUCGCUGCGCUUGCAGAGAAGGCUGGAUGGCAGGUCAUCCUCGGUACUGAAGCCGUCAUCUACCAAGGCCUGGAGCAAGAUCGAUACUGGACAGGUCGACCGCUCGAAGAGCUGCCAGUCCAAAAGGUGAAGGAUGUGAUAUCGCAGGAGCUGAGCAAGGCCAGAUUGUAGCGUUCAACUGUCGCAGAUUUUGUACGGUGUAUGGAGGCAAUGCCUAUGUGAGACUAUUGGUCAUCUGAUCAAGUUUGUACUGGCUCGAUCAUACUCCGGGUCGGACAUAGUCAAGAUGCCGCACGCGCUUCCACACCUCACGAACGGUGCGCUCCUGGCCUUGCCGUCCUGUCUCGUGCUCGUUAUCACCAGCAGGUCGUAUAGCGAGGUACAGUCGCCCACCGAGCUUGACUGGCGUGAUCGGUGCAGUCAUUGGGUUCUCGGGGGGGUUGGCCGUUGUGGCCAAGCCUCCAGCUUCCUGCAGUAUACAGAUACCCGCAGCGACAUCCCACUCCCUGCAACCGCCCUCCCACCAGAUAUCAAACGACCCCAUUGCGCAAUAAGCCAGAUCUAGCGUCGCAGAGCCUAGACUUCGCACACCAUGCA